Messenger RNA from Gastrolobium bilobum, 1269 nucleotides. RefSeq lists its product as uncharacterized. The record is from RefSeq and is a predicted model, not a curated record. The transcript is spliced from 4 exons. NCBI's taxonomy places the organism in Eukaryota, Viridiplantae, Streptophyta, Magnoliopsida, Fabales, Fabaceae. The coding region runs from base 316 to 1071 and encodes 251 amino acids.
CAAUAUACAUUCAGACCGCAGAGGGUGAUGUGGUUGAGUCUCCGAAAGAGGAGAAGAGAAAGGUGAGGGGGCAAAAAACAAUACAUGCGUUUCUCUGCUGCUUGAUGAUCCGAUCCUCUGUUUAAUGCGGAACAAGGUGGAUAUACUUUAGUGAUCUGUUACAAUUGAGAAGACCUCAUAAAGCUAUUAUCCUAGACAUUUUGUAAGUUUCAUCCCUUUACGGGGCACAACCUUGGUCUCUCCUUCAUUUUCUUCAUUUUUACUGAUAAAUGACGCCACAAUUCUAGUGAUGAGCAAUAAUUUUUCUUUGGGAAGAUGCAUGGAUUCUCCACUGCUGAUGGUUUUGUGGAGAUAAGUGAUUCCUUGGCAGAGAUGAUUAAAUUCGCGGCUAAUGAACCAUCUGUUGGUCUUUACUUUAUCCAACAGCAUACUCAAAACGCAGUGCCCAAUGUCAUCAAACUUAAGAACAAUGUUAUUGAAAAGUCUCAUGAAACAACCUUGCAUGCAGAAGAUUUGGAGGACUCUGUCUCAAUGGUAAAAUCAAUGAAAGAGUGUGGAUUUCCCAUAGCUGAUGAGAUGAUUGGAGACAUUAAAAAAUCUCUGAUAACUAUGACAACAGAGCAACCAAAAAGUGGGCUAAUCCGUAUGUCAUCGACAUCAAAUUUUCAGACAGAGAGAACUAGUUUUUGGGGUAAUUCUGCAGUUUAUGCCCAGGAGGGUAGCGAAAAAAGAGGUAACUAUUUUUCAAGUGUUUUUAAGUUUUCGAAACAGAAAGAUAGCAGUCUCAAGUGUCCACAACUUGAUUCUACGGGAUCAAUAGAUUCCAAGACUGAGAAGCCACAGCUGUCCCCUAAUGUGCCAUUGUCAGUCACUACUACAUCUUCACAGGGAAUGGAAGAUGAAUCUCAACCUGAACAGAGUAAUACUAAUGAUCUUGAUAAUAAGUUAUUUUCAGUAUCAGAAAAAUAUGAUGACUUCAAAGCUAGUAAAGAAGCUAAGCUGGAGGAGUGGCUGGAAGGAUCUAACAAACAUGACUAUAAUUGCCAGACAUGUGAUGAGAAAAGGCUUUAGCUUGGAUACAAAAUUUCAGCUUGUAUAUAAUGUUGUAUAAUAUCUAAUUGCCUCUGACUAGACAUUAUACAAUAAAAUAACUUUUAAUAAUGUCAAAUGUUCUUUUUACAAUCAUGACACCAUGUGAGAUUAUUAGUCACAUAGGAUCCAAUAUUCCUUCUGACUGGAUUGAGACAUGGAUUUUUUCGUUGUAAAAUU